Messenger RNA from Trichoderma aggressivum f. europaeum, 2508 nucleotides. Its product is annotated as transcriptional regulator family: Fungal Specific TF. NCBI's taxonomy places the organism in Eukaryota, Fungi, Ascomycota, Sordariomycetes, Hypocreales, Hypocreaceae. The record is from RefSeq and is a predicted model, not a curated record. Bases 1 to 2508 code for a protein of 835 amino acids. The transcript has 5 exons.
AUGUCCGACACGAUGCAGGUGCAGGGGCAUCUGCCCCAUCACCGCCGGUUAGCCGCAAACAUGGCCAUCAAGGCUAGGGGCAAUUCGUGCACCGAGUGUCGACGCCGCAAGCAAAAGCAACAAGAGGUUAGUAUUUGCUUCCCGCCUCCCAUCAAACCACAACCAAACCACAACGACAACCGAUCCCUCUCCACUCGUCUGCCACCAUCCCACGUCCCUCCCACCCUUAUCCAUCUCCUUGGGGGGGCCAGACAGGACAGGGACUUCGGAGGACAGCUCCUGUGGGGAAUGGACAGACUACGGCUUCAGCUCCCCCACAAGGCCGAACAGCCCAACCCACUCCCCUGGUUUGGAGCUUCGCCGGCAGAUGCCUCGAGUCUCUCUCCCAAUCGGGUGCCAAUGCACGCACCCAGACAGAAAAGGGAAGAGAGAGAAAAGACCGGGGAAGAAGGACAUGGGAAGAGGCGGGAAAAAAGAAAGGAAGGGGGGAGGAAAUUGGCUUAUAAUGCCGUUUGCCUCUUACAGCACACUGACGCACGCGCACUACUGCCCGGUCUUGUCUUUUUCAAAAGGCCUGCGAGUGCCGGAUCUCCAGGGAGCACCUCGAAAAACGUCAAGGUUGUGCUGGAAGGAGGCUACGCCCAUCUCAACCUGUCCGACAUCCAGGAUGCCAUUCUCCAGGUCGAGGGCGUCGUCGCCGCCAGCGGCAUUGCGGACGGGCUCUCGGCUGCGCCGGUAGUUGCCCAAGGCGAGGUGGUUUCUCGCUCUUCGCACGACCAGGAUGCCUCUUCUUCGCACAGGUCGUCGUCGGCCUCGGACCCGUUCCGCGUCGUAGUCACGGACGAGACGGGCACGCUCAAGCCAAAGUCUGUCUUUGCCAUGCUGCGCCUAAUCCUGCAGGCUCGCUUGAAGGUCACUAACCGCAUCGUCAACGACGAAUGGAGCAUCGACGGCCCUCAACUCAUGCGCGCCUUACAGCAGGCUGCUCAACCGCCCGUCAUGAUUGGAGGCUUGGACGAUCAACUGCGGAACCUGCCUAUGGAGCCAACCAGGUUAAACAUUGAGCUCGUCCGAAUACAUCUCCAACUUCUAUCUCGCUUCAAGGCUUCCAUAGACGGAAACCCGGAUCCUGAAAGUCGAUUUAUGAAACACUGGGUUCCGCUGUCCAUCAAGGACCCUCUUCUGCUUCAGAUAGUGCUCUACACGGCGGUAUGCUUCCUCAAGGAGACGGGCCGAGUGCCCAAGAUGCUCGUCUGGGCCUACAAAGGCGUCGUUCACCGUAUGCUCAACGAGCACCUAAGCUCGACUAGGACGCAGACCGGCGAUGCCGCCAUCAUGGGAGCCGCCCAGAUGGUCAUGGACUCCUGGUACUGGGGCACCACUGAAGAACUGCGUGCCCACAUGGCGGGCCUCAAGACCAUGAUUAGAAUGAGGGGCGGUCUCCAGGACCUUGGGAUGGGUGGUUUCUUAGCCAAAACCGUGCUCAUUCACGAUAUUGCCAUUGCCAUUGCUCAUGAUAUCGAGCCUGACAUUUACGGUCAGGGUGAAUUUGAAUUUCGUGAUGAUUUCAUGGUCCCCUAUCAAACCGCCUUCAACUCCCCCUUUUUAUCUGGCUGGCCACACUUUGUCGACCCGGGAUCGGCAUUGAAGCUUCAUCGAAGCUCUGCCCAGAUCCUGGACGACGUAAGACUCAUUAUCCAAACCGUGCAAUCCUUGCCUCCAUCGCCAACCGCGCAAGACCUGCAGAAUGUGACAGACGCGGCCCUGUGGGCGCUAAACAGGCUGGAUCGGAUGCCGGAGAACAUCCCACUCUACGAGGAAGAGGAGGCGACGGGGCAUCCGGCCGACGAGGGUGACGACUGCAUGUGGGAGACUACCGGAUACGAGGGGGCGGGGACUUCCCCAGCGAGCAGCUCCGACUACGACACAUCCUCGCCAAGGAGCCACGAUGCCGCGUCCUCCAACGGCUCGCCGCCCGCCCCCGUGGAAGAGAGCGCGAGUGCUCGCCUGGCCAGGACCAAGAAUGACGCCAUGUAUCGCUGCAUCCGUGUGACUGCCUCGGUCUACUACCGCGCCAUCAUUGCUCGAGUCCCCACCACCGAGAUCCUGGGAGAGACUGAUUUCUUGAAGCUCUGGGAGCUGGUGUGGGAGGUGACGGUGCCCUUUUGGAAGACGGCCGUCGGCGUCUUCAUCUGGGUCAUGGCGGCGGCCGUGCCGAGCUGCCACAAUUCGCCGCCUGCACGAUUCAUCAAGACUUUGUCCGUCGUCGGCUGGAUGACGAUUGGGCUGGAAAACUGGCACGUCGCCAUCAACGCGGCAAAUACUGCCCUGAGCCUGCAGCGCUGGCUGCGGGGAGGGCACGUCCAGCAGGGAGGCAUGGUGUACGAGAGAGGGCCUCUUGGGGGAGAGAUUGUGGUGGAGAAGCAUGGGUUUAUUCUGCGUGAGGCGAGCAUCCCGGAAGUGGUUGCCAACGUACGGUGCAACGACGAUCAUGAGCUGAUUGAAUAG